Messenger RNA from Priapulus caudatus, 1373 nucleotides. RefSeq names its product transcription initiation factor IIB-like. Gene Ontology annotation, biological process: transcription preinitiation complex assembly; transcription initiation at RNA polymerase II promoter. Gene Ontology annotation, cellular component: transcription preinitiation complex; nucleus. The coding region runs from base 16 to 777 and encodes 253 amino acids. The record is from RefSeq and is a predicted model, not a curated record. The transcript is spliced from 7 exons. Lineage: Eukaryota; Metazoa; Priapulida; Priapulimorpha; Priapulimorphida; Priapulidae. Gene Ontology annotation, molecular function: RNA polymerase II general transcription initiation factor activity; TBP-class protein binding.
UGACUACUUGAUAGUAUGAAAUUUGGUUGUUUCCAGAACCCACUGCUGAGUGGCAGUGAUCUUUCAACAGUUAUUGGGCGUCCUACAGGUAGUUCAGGGUUUGAUGACAGUGGACAACCAAGAUACCAGACCAAUAGACGAACUAUGAACAGUUCAGACAGAGCCCUGCUGACAGCUUUCAGGGAAAUCAGCAAUAUGGCCGACAGAAUUAAUUUACCCAGAACCAUUGUUGAUAGGUCAAACACACUAUUUAAGCAAGUUCACGACGGGAAGACGUUAAAGGGGCGGAGCAAUGAUGCUAUUGCCUCGGCAUGUUUGUACAUAGCAUGCAGACAGGAGGGGGUGCCAAGAACAUUUAAAGAGAUCUGUGCAGUAUCUAAGAUUCCAAAAAAAGAAAUCGGUCGAUGUUUCAAGCUGAUACUUAAAGCACUGGAGACCAGCGUUGACAUCAUCACUACAGGGGAUUUCAUGUCACGAUUCUGUUCCAAUCUGAGUUUGCCGACAGCCGUUCAGAGGGCCGCUACACAUAUAGCGAAAAAAGCUGUUGAAUUUGAUCUAGUUCCAGGGCGAAGUCCAAUCUCAGUUGCGGCUGCUGCUAUAUACAUGGCAACACAAGCAUCAGAGGAAAAGCGAACACAAAAAGAAAUCGGGGACGUAGCGGGCGUGGCAGACGUCACGAUCAAACAGUCGUACAAGCUCAUCUACCCGCGUGCGCACGACCUGUUCCCCGAGAACUUUAAGCUUGCAACGCUCAUAGAUAAGUUGCCGCAGCAGUAGGUGCCGCCCCCUAGUGAGAAUGUGAUCCUAUUUCCCGCCUCGUGUUAGUGUCUCGAGGUUCACGGACCCAUAACGCAAGAGUGACCGCAAUAGCGCUGUCGUGCACUUGCCUCGCCUGCCUGCGAAUAUGACUGGGAAGAUGUGAAUGUCAAGUGGAAUUGGAUUCCGUCACCUGUGACGUGUUUGCUACGCGGACAAUGGUGUCGACUCUUACACAAACUCCCGUGUUUGGUCUCAUGACUACCCCGCAUCGAACAUCCCGGAAAGCAUGCGUCAACAGACUUCCGGGAAGACAAGUCGUGAGGAAAACUGCUGCAAUAAUGACACCUUUUAUACGUUUCCUUUGUCACAGCUAGAAAUGUGUGAGCUUAGCAUAACAGCAAGAACAGUGUGUGUACAUUCCUUAGACUUUAUACAUGCGCAAAUUAUAUUGUAAAAAUGAAAUUUACUUGUUACAUGGUUGUGCUCAUUAGUAAAUUGUAUUUUAAAUCAUACUGAAUACAACUUACAAUCACUGAAACUUGAUGGAAACUAUUAAACUAUUCAUUGUAUUUGUAAAAAGGGACAUGAAAAUGUAAUAAAAAAAAUGAUCAGCA